Molecule: messenger RNA, 1807 nt
Organism: Chiloscyllium plagiosum (whitespotted bambooshark)
Lineage: Eukaryota; Metazoa; Chordata; Chondrichthyes; Orectolobiformes; Hemiscylliidae
Source: RefSeq, a predicted model, not a curated record
CGCUCCCUCAGACAGUGCGGCGCUCCCUCAGACAGUGCGGCGCUUCCUCAGCACUGAACCCCUAUCCAACUGGGUGACACUUCCCCCAGCACAUAACUCUUCUUCCCCACUCCCCCAACACACACGCACGUUCUCACUCUCUCCCUCACACAUGCAGUGUGGUGCUCCUUUUUAGUGUGUGUAUAUAUAUUGACCUGCAUAUUGAUACUCAAAGUAACAUAAGACCUGACACAAUGUUCAGAGGACUGUAAAACAAGAAAAGUGUCCUAAAAGAGUUUAAGUGAGCAAGAACAUCCAAAAUAUUCAGUGCCAAUGCAGCAACACAGGCGACAGCCAGAACUAGUGGAAGGAAAUCUUCCUGUCUUUGUAUUUCCAACAGAAUUGAUAUUUUAUGCAGAUGAUCAAUCAACACACAAACAAGUGUUGACUCUUUACAACCCGUACGAGUUUGCCUUAAAAUUCAAAGUUUUGUGCACAGCCCCAAACAAAUAUGUUGUUGUUGAUGCUGCAGGUGCAGUGAAGCCUCAGUGCUGUGUCGACAUCGUCAUUCGCCAUCGAGAUGUGCGACCAUGCCACUAUGGAAUCAUAGACAAGUUUCGGCUACAAGUGUCUGAACAAAGCCAGCGGAAAGCACUGGGUAAAAAAGAGGUGAUUUCUGUUCUCCUCCCAUCAACAAAGGAGCAACAACAGAAGGAGGAGGAGGACAAACACAUCAAAGAACAUCUUGCAGAAGCUGUGUUUUUUGAACAGACCUCAUUCCAGCAGGAAUCCAGAACUGCCUCUUCGGGACCGAGUUUACUUACAGUCUUCCUGGGAAUCAUCUGUAUCAUAGCAUUAAUGUUACCAACACUUGGGGAAGCAGAAUCUCUGGUGCCUGUUUACCUCCACUUAAGUGUCAAUCAGAAAUUAGUCGCUGCUUAUGUUUUAGAACUGUCAGAAAUGCUGCCAGAACUCAUGGAUUCUCCCUCUCAAUCAAACAUUGAUGAAUCCUCUGAAUCAGAGAUGGGCCUGAUAAAAGUAUACAGCUGCAUGUAUGGAAUGAGCUGCCAGAGGAAAUUGUGGAAGCUAGAACAAAUACAACUUUUAAAAGGCAUUUGGAUGGAUAUCUGAAUCGGAAGGAUUCAGUGGGGUAUGGGCCAAAAGCCAGCAAAUGGGUCUGGGUCAGGUUGGGAUGUCUGGUUGGUGUGGAGAGUCUGUUUUCAAAUAAUAUGACUUGAAGAUGCCUUUGCCACUGGAAAAAGAGGGUGAAAUUCUGCCAAGGUGCUUCUGGCACAAGAGGCAAGCUCCUAUUUGUUACACAACACCCAUGUCAGACACCAAGUCAGAGGAACCUGACUGGGGGCUAAAACGCCCCAAGACGCUCUCCAAGAAAAAGAGCUGACCUCUGGGAGGGAUGUAGUGCUUGUAAUGAGGUCAGCCAGUUGGACACCAUAUCAUAUGAGUUCCCUGAUUGGGGCUGUUGAUCUGGUCCAAUUAGGGAAUUCUGGCUGACAUAAAAUAGUUGCGUGUCAGUGAUACUAACAUUCUCGUCUGACUCUGUAUGAGGCAGUAUCACUGUCAAGAACUGUUCAUGUGUAAAUAAAGGGUGACUUGAUGAUGGGAUUCUGGUCUCUGUGGAAUCAUUUCAUCUAUGAAAUGGCUUUUUGGAGCAGCUUGUUGUAGACCCCACUAGGGAGCAGGCAGUUCUAGAUUUGAUGAUGUGUAGUGGAGUAGACUUGAUUUGGGGCUUAAGGUGAAGGAACACAGAGGACACAGUGUGACAGAAUUCACCCAGCAGUUUGAGAGGGAGAGACUGGAAUCCAGUGUA